AUGUUGAACAAGAUGACCUUCUUCCUACAGCAGCAGAUGAUGAGAGGUCCUAGGUGGAACCGGGCCUUGUCUGACCCAUUGUUUAUACUGUUGCUGGCCUUGCAAUUGCUUGUGGUUGCUGGCUUGGUGAGAGCCCAGACUUGUCCAUCCGUCUGCUCUUGCAGUAAUCAGUUCAGUAAGGUCAUUUGUACACGUCGUGGCCUGCGAGAUGUACCAGAUGGUAUCUCUACAAACACCAGGUACUUAAAUCUACAAGAGAAUUUAAUCCAAGUGAUCAAGGUAGAUAGCUUCAAGCAUUUACGGCACCUGGAAAUCUUGCAGCUCAGCAAGAACCAUAUCCGUAGUAUUGAGAUUGGAGCUUUUAAUGGAUUGGCCAGCUUAAACACCCUGGAACUCUUUGAUAACAGGCUAACUACUAUACCUAAUGGAGCAUUUGAGUAUCUAUCAAAGUUAAAGGAGUUAUGGCUGCGGAAUAAUCCCAUUGAGAGCAUACCAUCCUAUGCCUUCAACCGGGUGCCCUCAUUAAGAAGGCUGGAUUUGGGUGAGCUGAAAAGGCUCUCAUAUAUUUCAGAAGGUGCUUUUGAAGGCCUAAGCAAUCUGCGUUACCUGAACCUUGGCAUGUGUAAUCUAAAGGAAAUCCCUAAUCUUACACCUCUGGUACGUUUAGAUGAGCUGGAGAUGUCAGGAAAUCAACUUUCAGUUAUACGACCAGGUUCUUUCAAAGGCCUUGUCCACUUGCAGAAACUGUGGAUGAUGCAUGCUCAGAUCCAGACAAUUGAAAGGAAUGCCUUUGAUGAUCUUCAGUCACUUGUGGAACUGAAUUUGGCUCAUAAUAACCUUACCCUGCUCCCUCAUGACCUCUUCACACCGCUGCAUCAUUUGGAGAGGGUGCACUUGCACCACAACCCAUGGAAUUGUGACUGUGACAUUCUCUGGCUUAGCUGGUGGCUCAAGGAAGUAGUACCAGCUAAUACCAGCUGUUGUGCUCGCUGCAGUACCCCUGCUAGCCACAAGGGAAGGUACAUUGGUGAGUUGGAUCAAAACUAUUUCCACUGUUAUGCACCUGUCAUUGUGGAGCCACCAACUGAUUUGAAUGUGACAGAGGGCAUGGCAGCAGAACUAAAAUGUCGGGCAAGUUCACUGACAUCAGUCAGUUGGAUUACCCCCAAUGGGUCGAUCAUGACACAUGGAGCAUACAAGGUGCGCAUUUCUGUGCUAAAUGAUGGAACAUUAAACUUUACAAAUGUUACAAUGCAGGACACAGGAACAUAUACAUGUAUGGUUAGCAACUCAGCAGGUAACACCACUGCCUCUGCUACACUAAAUGUAUCCUCAACAGAGAACAGCAGUUUCAGCUAUUUUACCACAGUGACGGUAGAAACAAUUGAGCCAUCAAAUGAUGAAGGGCACACCAUAGUACAUCAGAAAGUGGGUCCAACUCCUUCUUCUGGAGUAUGGGAGACAUCUUCCUUAGCUUCAUCAACCACAACAACAACAACCCGAAUGCAAGUCUCCACCAAGGCCACAGAAAAAACAUACACCAUCCCAGUCACAGCACUGGGAGAUGGCUCUCUCAACACCCUAGAUGAGGUGAUGAAGACCACUAAGAUAAUCAUUGGAUGCUUUGUGGCCAUCACACUAAUGGCUGCAGUUAUGCUGAUUAUCUUCUACAAAAUGCGCAAACAGCAUCAUCAGCAGAAUCACCAUGCACCAACACGAACCAUUGAGAUCAUCAAUGUGGAUGAAGACUGCAUGACUGCUGGCCCAACUAUGGAGGGUCAUCUGACUCUGCCACCUCUUGAGCAUGAGCAUCUUAACCACUACAAUACUUAUAAGACAACAUAUAAUCAUGCAUCCACCAUCAACUCUAUACACAGCUCUGCACACGAACCUUUGCUUAUUCGGGCCAGCUCAAAAGACAAUGUACAAGAAACCCAGAUCUGA
Messenger RNA from Neoarius graeffei (lesser salmon catfish), 1944 nucleotides. RefSeq names its product leucine rich repeat containing 4C, genome duplicate a (gene lrrc4ca). The transcript has a single exon. Gene Ontology annotation, molecular function: cell-cell adhesion mediator activity. Gene Ontology annotation, biological process: regulation of axonogenesis; synaptic membrane adhesion; modulation of chemical synaptic transmission. Gene Ontology annotation, cellular component: postsynaptic density membrane; plasma membrane; glutamatergic synapse. The record is from RefSeq and is a predicted model, not a curated record. NCBI's taxonomy places the organism in Eukaryota, Metazoa, Chordata, Actinopteri, Siluriformes, Ariidae. The coding region runs from base 1 to 1944 and encodes 647 amino acids.